GACCAUACAAUCCUGAAAGUGCUAAAAUGUUUGCUUAUAUUUUUGGACAUUAUUUGAGUACAAUACAGAUUUCUUAUUCAGUGACUAGUGUACUACUUGACAACAAUAAAGAAUAUCCUUAUUUUCACACUACAAUUCCAAAUGAUGAGUAUUUUAAUGUUGUUAUAAGUAAGCUACUGGAUAACUUUGAUUGGAAGAAAGUGGCCAUUAUAUCAACAUUUGAUGAAGAAAGUGUAUUGGCCUCACAAUAUAUGUUUAAAAAACUUAAGCAUGACAAAAAGCAAGUUCAUCUUUUUCAUUCCUUUAUAAACUCUGCUGAAAGUAUUCUUAACUCUUCAAAGGAGCAUGAUUUUAGAAUAUUUCUUGCUAUCAUGGACACAAGGGCAGCCAGAAAUUUACUUUGCCAGGCUUAUCAUGCUGGUCUUACUACUGCUAAGCAUGUAUGGAUAUUACGUGGUAUGACUAAUCCUAAUUGGUGGAGAGUAGGAGUUGUAAAUGGAACUGAUUGUACAACAAUGAAAUGAAGAAAGCUAUAGAAUCAGCUCUGUUUGUUGACACGCAAUCAUCUAUACUGACAGUUAUAAACUAU
This is a messenger RNA of Amphimedon queenslandica, 589 nucleotides long. RefSeq names its product gamma-aminobutyric acid type B receptor subunit 2-like. Gene Ontology annotation, biological process: gamma-aminobutyric acid signaling pathway; G protein-coupled receptor signaling pathway. Gene Ontology annotation, molecular function: G protein-coupled GABA receptor activity. Lineage: Eukaryota; Metazoa; Porifera; Demospongiae; Haplosclerida; Niphatidae. The transcript is spliced from 5 exons. Bases 27 to 524 code for a protein of 165 amino acids. The record is from RefSeq and is a predicted model, not a curated record. Gene Ontology annotation, cellular component: membrane; G protein-coupled receptor heterodimeric complex.